Bursaphelenchus okinawaensis is the source of this 2917-nucleotide messenger RNA. Lineage: Eukaryota; Metazoa; Nematoda; Chromadorea; Rhabditida; Aphelenchoididae. The record is from the annotation of a GenBank genome assembly.
AUGGCAGACUUUAAAGUAGGAGAUCUAGUAUGGGCCAAGAUGCGCGGCUUUCCUCACUGGCCAGCUCAGGUAUGUUGUCUCUUGCUUUACUUCAUGUGUUUAGAUAUCGAAAAUUCCGAAUCAACACAAUGGAAAGUAUUCAGUCUUCUUUUUCGGUACUCAUGAAUCUGCUUUUGUGAAAGUAGCAGAUUUAUUUGAUUAUUACGAGAACUUGAGUACUUAUGGCAUUUCACGGAAACUGAAUGGCUUCCAGAAGGCGAUGGACGAAAUAAAAGAAGCGGCGAAGAAGAAGAGCAAGAAGGUUCAGAAGAAGGAAAAUGUUAACUCGGCUCCACGACAGCAGAGGAAUCGGAUUCCGAACAGAUUGAUAUCCAACGAGGACUUUGUGGUACCUCAGCCGAAAAAGAUAAAGGGAGAAGGGAAGUCGGAUAAGUUAGAGAGUAACUCAGCCAGUAUCAACAACUCUCCCAGGAAGAGGACAGACAGUGCUAGUUCUACAGAGAGGUCUAGGAAACGGAUCAGUUAUUCAGAGCGAUUUGGCGUUGAUUUGUCUGACAUUGAAUCCACAUACCCAAAUGUAAGUUUAGACUAACAUGAUUGUUUUAUUGCUGUACAUUUUACUGUUUUAAAAGUUUUAAUUUAAACAGUUUGUCUAAACUUAUGCAUGAAGUACAGGGGGUAUAUAUUUAUUAAAUUUUAAUUUUUAGGUACGAAAUAACUUUUUUGCUGGCAUGCCAAUGUUUGAAGGGCUGGAAAGUGAACAAUCGGAAGACGAGAUAGCCAAAUUGUUUGGCGGAAGAAAAAGAAGAAGGACAAGAUCAAAGUUAUUUGAUGAUUACUGUUUGCCUGGUAUCGGAAAGUCUCCUAGGGAUCGAUCUGGCUCUUUCUCUUCAACUAACGGUCGAACUAGGUAAUGUUCUGGAUAAACACUUUAGAUGUUUUAUAGGUUGAUGUCAAAUUACAUUGGGCAAAUCAUGAGUCAUUUAAUUAUUUUGAUGGUUUAGGUUGAUUAGUGGUUUCUCUGACACAUUUGACGACAUUGAGUUUAAUCCAAAUGUUUUAUUUAAUGCCAUCGAUGACCUGCCAAGUGAAGAAUCUGACCGUGCCAUUACACCAGAAGCUCCCACCGCAAUGCCAUUACAAGAAAAGAAAUGUUAUUCAUGUGGCUGUCUAUGUGAAGUUUGGAAAAGGAAGUACAAGUGAGUUUAGCAAGUUUUAAUAUUUUGGGUAACAGUUCAAACGAUUUUGACGUUUUAGGUAAAAAAUUAUGAAGUUUGUAUAAAUUACUUUACUUUUUAUAUAGAACGUAAAUUUGUUUUAAGAUGUACGAAUCGAGACUGUAAUCGAUGGAAUGGUGUAGUAGAAGCUCCUUCAAUGAAGCCGGCUUCGAUCCAUCCGUUGGCCUUCAAUUGGGACAAAAGCUACCUGGAUGACAUUCCAAUGUCAGACUCGUCUGACAAGGAGUUGAAGAAGCCUAAUUUGUCGUUGGACCCAACUCUGGGCACAGAGAUGGCAGUAGAUCAGAUCUCCAAGAUCAAGCAAGAGUUGAUGACCGAGAUCGAGGAAAGUGUCUCAGCUGCUCCAACUCCAAUCCCCGAGCCAAGUCCAGUGGACAGGUCAGAUGCUUUGUUGAGUAGUGCUAUGUCCAGUACCAUGUUCGAGUUCAAUGAACCACUACCACCACAAAGAGAGCCUCCGAAAGAUAUAUCCAGCAUAAUAACACAACAACAAAAAACACGAAUCCAGAAUCAGGAGACUUCUGGAAUUCGAAUGGAACAGUACGAACCCCACAAGAGGAUGAUCCGACCAGGAAACAGGAGCAGGGCGUAAGUUUCUAUACCUUUGACAAUUUAACGUUUUCAAUGUCACAAAUUUGUUUUUAAUUAUGUAAACAUUGAUAUGACCAACUUAUCGUUUUACAAUAUUCUUGAAGUAAGUUUUGAGAUUUAGUUACCAUUACACGCAUUUUUCAAAACGUAACUUUUAGAAAGGUAGAAAAGACUCCGCCAGUGUCGAGCAAUGGAGUACGGUACUGUUACUUUUGUCCAGGACAAGUACGACCUCAGAUGUGUGGUGGUAACAAGCAUAGAUGGAGAUGUGUAGAUAAAAAGUGUAGGAAGUGGUAUGGCUGGGUCAAGAGCAGCGACGAGAUUCCCCGGGACUUGGGAAAGAAAGGCCGAUGGAAGGAUUUGGUGAUUCGGGUACAGAGCUCUCAAAAUGAAUUCGAAGAUCGUCUGGCUAGCGACAUGAUUCAGAAGAAUGGUGAUCAGGUUAGUGUUGAAGUUAUGGAAAAAGUUUAGAAUAAACAUUGUAAACGUUAUUGUCGAUCUUAUAUUGAAAUGAGUAACUUAUAGGAUUCAUAUGGACCCGACGAAGAGCGAGGUCGUGUGAAACGAAGAUACCGCAGAUGUAAACCUCAACCAUGGAGGGACAUAUCGCCGUUGACUGUCAAGGAGUCUUACUAUGAGCCAUCCUGCAUGGAGCAGCGACCGCGAUGGUGGAUUCAGGAACGAAAGAAGGCUGACUUUUCUCCAGAACGAGAGUUCGGAGUGGAUGUUCUGGAUGCUGCUGCAUCGUUCAGACUAAUUGCUAACUCAAUGUUAACUGCGGCCAAUACAAAAACAGACGAAUAUGGUUCUGUAAAUGGUAAGUUGUUGCCUUGAGAAAUGAAACUAUCUACUUGUACUAUUUAUGUAGUUGUUUAUUGUAUAGCUUGUAAUAACAUGGUAUGAAAAAAUGCAAAUUGUAACUUUAUAGUUACUAUAUUUUAGGUGCCUUAGACCUGUUGAUGGACUCGUUGAUGUCGUCGCUCGGCCCUCUAAUGACUAUAGCCAAACAAAUACCAGGCAUCAAUUUGCCUGACGACACUGUACAAAAAGUUUGGAAUGCGACGUCGCUCCACACACCGAUGUUUUAG